AUGCAUGAACCUCAACCGAUUGCCAUUCAAAGACACCAUGCAACCGAGACGAUCGCCGAUGCAGCUCGUCGGCUUGAAGAAUCUACCCAACGACGCCUUGUCCUUCUGAACGAUCGAGCCAGAGCAUUAGCAGCAAGUGCCAAGUUUGAAGCAGCAUUGAAUGACGCGACGACUAUGCAAACGUUAGCACCUUCUUCAGGGAUGGGAUACUUGUGUGCAGGUCACGUGCAUCAGCUACAAGGACGACAUCGAGCAUGCAUUGAUGUAUGUGAUCGAGGACUUUCAGCUGUGCCCUCAUCCGACACCUACUACUACCAGCAGUUGGUUGAUAUGCGAUCCAUGGCAGAAAAGCACAACAACGUAUACGUCGACUUUGUCAAGGAGCUUUCUUUGGAAAUCGUCGAGCUCAUUGUGGAUAACCUCUUUACGGAUGAUACGAGGAUUCGAAUGGAUCAUCUUUGCCAGUAUCUCUCAAUAUCCCAUCUAUGGCGUGAAAAGAUCUUGCAAUCCAUGCGUCGUUUACAUCUUGUCAGUGAGCCGGGCAAGGAUUUGGUUGAUAGCAGUGGAUACAUCUUGAAGCAUACAGCACCCUAUGCAGCCGCAUUGACGAUCAAAUACGAAGCGACUUCGGCCUACAAGUUAUUCCAGCAAUACGAAUUUCCAUCACUACGAUUUCUGGACCUGGAUGAAGUAUACCCUGAGGAUGCUGAUACAGCGACCGCGCUUUUAUCCUUGACAUCGGUGCAAUCGACUGUGACGCAUUUGGAUAUGAAGAUGGAGAAUUUGAAUUAUUCACUUGGUGACAUCCUUGGCACAUUUCCACACCUUGUUUCGUUGACAUGUCACGAUAUCAACAGUGAUCUCACCACUGCAUCUGAUACUUAUCCCCAAUUGAAGGAGCUGAAGCUUUGGAACGAAGAACGCGGGUUUGAAUCGGAUGAUUUGAAGAUGAUGACACAACGACUACCAGCACUCGAGAUAUUUUCAGUGAACCCAUGCCUGGAUACCAGUGCUUUAUCGAUGAUUCAAGACAAUUGCCCCAAGCUCAAGCUUAUCGCUUACAACGAUUAUCGGAACGAGGAAUCCUACAUGCGGCGUAUCACAUACAAGGGCAUCAACGACAAGUCAGGUGGUGGUGGCACUAGCAACAACAACAACAACGACUUGCAAUCACUCAAUGUCAACUUUGUGGCGGGUGACACCUUUGAAGUGGAUAUGCUGGACAUCAUUACAUCCAUCACGCGUAAUAGCCACAGCUUGCAAUCCAUCUUUUUCUGUUACAAUUCAAAGGUCGACGUCAGGAUUUACCUUCCCAUCUAUGAACAUGUUACGCUUAGUCACUUGACCAGCUACACGCACAAGAUCAGCCAUCAUGAGCAUGUGCAGCUUGCCGUAGCUGUGAUUAGGCGAUCACCCCAUUUAAGGGUUAUUGAAUUGUUCAAAGGACCACGGCUUUCGGUGGAUGAUGAUGAUGAUGAUAACAACAACAGCCGACGCAUUUAUUAUCGGGAACUCACUGAAGUAUUUGUUGCCAUGACAGGCCUUGCAGAUUUAGAGGUUGCCGACAUUCGCAUCCAUAGCCGUAAUGCAGCUAUGGGUAUAGAACACUUUCUUCGAUACCACAACAGCAUUGAUUCCAAGCUACGCACUUUGUAUGUCCCAAAGCGUACCGAUUUAUCUCCGGACACGUUGGAGUUGCUGACGGGGUUACCACGAUUGGAAAACUUGACACUGAGGCUGGUGAUAAUGGCGACAUCAAUGGACACAGCAGACGACUUUAUUCGUACGGGUCGCCAAUUACUGGAAUCGUUGGCAAGGAAAUGCCCGCUUAUACACACGCUGACGUUGUACGAUUUCCAUGGCCUUGAACUGCUCUCCUUGCGAUUCUUCCCUAACCUCAAGUCAUUACGCUUAAAAAUCGACAAUAUUGCUUGCUCUGACUUGGUGGUGUUGCUGCAAUGCCCCAAACUCGAGGACUUUUAUAUAAAGCUACGUUCCCCGGCCCCAUACGAUGAGAUAGAUCAAGAACUUGAUACCAUGCUGAGAGAGAAGAUGAGAGUAUAUGCAUCUAAUAGUAGCUAG
This is a messenger RNA of Lichtheimia ornata, 2082 nucleotides long. RefSeq lists its product as uncharacterized. Gene Ontology annotation, molecular function: protein binding. The transcript has 2 exons. NCBI's taxonomy places the organism in Eukaryota, Fungi, Mucoromycota, Mucoromycetes, Mucorales, Lichtheimiaceae. The coding region runs from base 1 to 2082 and encodes 693 amino acids. The record is from RefSeq and is a predicted model, not a curated record.